This is a messenger RNA of Gryllus bimaculatus (two-spotted cricket), 574 nucleotides long. The record is from the annotation of a GenBank genome assembly. NCBI's taxonomy places the organism in Eukaryota, Metazoa, Arthropoda, Insecta, Orthoptera, Gryllidae.
UGGCUGUGGGCCGUGUUAAGGUUAUGGGUGCCUUGAGCUCGAAUUAUUACAUUUACUAUGUAUGAGCAUAACUUCAGUGUGGUCGAAGGCGGUGGUGCUGAAAGUACAUGCUAGAAAUGACGCAAUUUGUGCCAUUUUGUCAGUAGUAUUGACUAUGGGGCGAGCUAAACAUUGACGCAAUCUGACAGCGAUUGGAAAGCAAAACAUGACUCCUUGUGCAAAUGACAAUUGGGUUAGAAGAUUUACUGUGUCAGACCCCAGAAAGCAUAACAAUGGGUUCACCAUUUAUAAAGUAACUUCUAUUGUAUUUCCGAAAGGUUCACCUGAGGCUUCUACCAAGGUAAUAGUGUGGAAAAGAUACAAUGAUUUCAAGAAGUUGCACACUGAACUUCAUCAAAAACAUAAGAAAUUAUAUCUCCAGGGCAAAUUUCCUGCUUUUGCAGAAGCAAAAUUCUUCAGAAGAUUUGAAGAAGAAGUCAUUGAAGAAAGACGAAAAUGUGCUACUGUACUUCUGGAAUUUAUUGGUGCUCAUCCACCAUUAUUCACCAGUAAUGCAUUUGUCAAAUUCUUUGAG